Molecule: messenger RNA, 786 nt
Organism: Thrips palmi
Lineage: Eukaryota; Metazoa; Arthropoda; Insecta; Thysanoptera; Thripidae
Product: protein nubbin-like
Exons: 4
Coding region: 1-786 (261 amino acids)
Biological process (GO): regulation of transcription by RNA polymerase II
Molecular function (GO): DNA-binding transcription factor activity, RNA polymerase II-specific; RNA polymerase II cis-regulatory region sequence-specific DNA binding
Source: RefSeq, a predicted model, not a curated record
AUGAACCACGAGGGCGGCGGCGGCGGUGGAGGCGGCGGCAGCACCAAGUCGUCGACGCCGCGCGCCCUGGCGGAGCCCUCGCCCGAGGAGUCCGUCGAGCUGGAGGAGCUAGAGCAGUUCGCCAAGGCCUUCAAGCAGCGGCGCAUCAAGCUGGGCUUCACGCAGGGCGACGUCGGGCUGGCCAUGGGCAAGCUGUACGGCAACGACUUCUCCCAGACCACCAUCUCGCGGUUCGAGGCGCUCAACCUGUCCUUCAAGAACAUGUGCAAGCUGAAGCCGCUGCUGCAGAAGUGGCUGGAGGACGCCGACAACUCGUUCAGCAACCCCAACAGCCUGAGCAGCCCGCUGACGACCCCCGAGGCCAUCGGGCGGCGCCGCAAGAAGCGCACGUCCAUCGAGACGUCCACCAGGGUGGCCCUGGAGCGGGGCUUCAUGGCCAACCCCAAGCCCUCGUCCGACGAGAUCUCCAUGCUGGCGGACAACCUGGGCAUGGAGAAGGAGGUGGUGCGGGUGUGGUUCUGUAACAGGCGACAAAAGGAGAAGCGCAUCAACCCGCCCCCCAACUCGGCCCUGGGCGGCGGAGGCGGCGGGGGCGGCAGCCUCAGCCCCCCGCCUCUCGGCGCGGCCAUCGGCCCCCCUUCCCCCACCGCCGCCCCCAGCUCUCUCUUCAGCGGGGAUUGUAUUGGUGAAAUAUUGAUUAAUUAUUUAAGACAUUCAAAGAAUGGCCCUAUCAAGAAAGGUUGUUUCACAAUUAUGAGUUACACAUUCCAUGUAGUAACAUUUUAA